Molecule: messenger RNA, 1806 nt
Organism: Anthostomella pinea
Lineage: Eukaryota; Fungi; Ascomycota; Sordariomycetes; Xylariales; Xylariaceae
Source: the annotation of a GenBank genome assembly
AUGCCGCGCCGUAUGCCCGCCAUUGAAACGACGACGCCCCUUGAGAACGACAUACUAUACCGAACAACCAUCCGUGACUCCGUGUCCAUCGCCGCAGCGGACGUACAACCUGGAGUCAAGGAAACGCUCGCUCUCCCCUGGCAAGCUAUCACCUCGAUGACGAUGGGAGCGAAAAUGCCAUCUUCGCAUCAAAGAUUCUUUAGCAUGCGGAAUCCGUUCUCGAGAUGCAUUCUCUUCGCGGUCGCGCUGUUGAUGCUUCUGGCAGUAACUUGGAAGUCCGACCGAAUAGAGGAUGUUGGCACCCAGAUCAUCAAAGCCGCCGCGACACAUCACAAAGGGAGCACGUUGCAGGAGCCGUUGGGGGAUACCCCCCAGGCUGGCGAGAAGGAUAUCGUACCAGUUUCGAGCCACAAGAUGGACUGCAGCGUCAACACGACCUACAUGCAAGAGCUGCAGGCGGCGUAUGAGCUUCAAGACGGAUUCCAGUACCUCAAACGCUAUGUCAAGAUCAACCGAAUGCCCAUUGCUCGGAAGUCGAUCACCAAGCUGUCUCAGGAAUUCCUCCCCAAUACUUUCAAAUCUGUCGACCUACAAACCCCCAGCAGCUAUGGGUCCGAGAAAUGCACCGAAGCGCUUCAGGUCCCUGUGCCCGAAUCACCUUAUCCUGCCACCGGUAACUUGUCCGACUUCAUGUUUGGUGUCUCGACCACCUUCAAAAGAUUCAGCGGCGACAAGACAACUCCUGUCGAUGAGUGGACAUACUGGAUGACUGAUGGCAAGGGAAACUCGAAUGGAGCCAAGCUGAUCCUCCUGCUCCUGGAUGCGACCGAGGAGCAGAUCGUUCAUGCCAAGACAGUCUUGCACCAUAACGGGAUUGACGCGGACGUGUACCACUCGGAUUCCUCCAUGGAGAUGGCUGUCCGUUACCUCACGCUAAUCCCCACGUUGUACAACCACCCCGAACGCCGGAAUAAGAAGUGGUUAGUCUCGUGUGACGACGAUACAUUCUUCCCGAAUGUGCAUGCGUUGACCAAGAAGAUGGACACCUACGACUCGAACGAGAUGCUCUACAUUGGCGUCUUGUCGGAAGACGUUAACAACGCCGACCGCCACGGAUCGCAGGCCUUUGGUGGUGCCGGCGUGUUCCUCUCAGUGCCCAUGGCCGAACAGAUUACCAACGACUACGAGAGCUGCAAGACGGACGAGAAGAUCCACGAGUCCAACUCGGGAUGGGGUCCACAGGGAGACAUCCUCCUCCGCAAGUGCAUCUACGAAAACACGGAUGUUCGAUUGUCGAUUUUGAGAGGUCUUUACCAGCUGGACCUAUACGGCGACCCUUCGGGCUUCUACGAGUCGGGUAUCAAGCCCAUCUCCCUGCACCACUUCAAGGGUGGCGGGUGGCACAACGCCCUUCCCUGGGAAUACACCAAGAUCGCCCACAUCUGUGGUGAGGACUGCACGAUGCAGCGAUUCCAGACUGCAGACGGAUUUAUCAUCUCAGCAGGUUUCAGUGUGGCGCAUUAUCCCCAGGGCAUCAACUUCAAUCUUGACCAGAUGGAGCGAACUUUCGCUGCCGCGCCGCAGGACAAGGGCUGGAACCUGGACUACGUCUUCGACCCCCAACGACCGAGUCUGCUCAAGACCGGACGUAAGAUCAGCUGGGACCUUCAACAAGCGACGGUGAACGAGGACAACAGUCUUAGCCAGAUCUACGUGCGCAAGGCCAAUGACUGGAGAUGGGUAGACCGGGACGAUCAGCCCAUGUCUCAGGUCGACGGUAUCAUCGAGCUCGUCUGGCUUCCAUGA